GCUAGGAGGAGCUUCGCAGACAGACCGGGAGAGGGAGGGACUGUGAACCGCACCAGCGCUGCCAUUGCUCACACAACAAACCAUCCGUGUGUCAACAGACGACUGGCAAGGUUCCCCCUCCGGUUCGGUUGGAUUUACUGAUGCGUCUGCUGCGGCUGCAAGGAGGUAGACUAAAGCCAGUACAGCCGCUGCAGCAAGAAGGUCAAGAGCGGAGGUUUGAUUCAGCGGAUGCAGGGAGGCACAGGGUCCCCGUCCGAACAUCGGGACCCGCCCGGCUGCAGCGUCCCCCGUUGCGCUGGAGCUCGCUGACUUUCACAGCUGUCAACAAGGACCUCAGGGGCCCAGCAGUGCUGUGAAGAACAACUGAAUCGGUCUUACUAAACAAAGCGUGAUUAGAGGGAUUCUGAAAUAAAGCCUGUGAUUGACUGGAAGUCACUGAAGAGAGAACAGUAUUGAGAGAUGCCAAGCAGGGAGAUGAGGGAAGACCCAUCUGAUGAAGAAUGAAUGAAAGGAGGACACACUAAAGGAUAAGCACAAGAGGAGUGAGAGGCAAAAGAGGAAAGAACAAAUCGAACAGAAGGGGAAAAAAAGGAAAGAGAAGGAGCAGUAAAACCAGGGAGGGAGAUGUGAGGAGCUCUGCGAAAGAGGAGAGUUGAGAUAGAAACACAAAGACUUAAAGGGAGGAAAACCACACAAUCCUUAAAGAGACAGACAAGUGAAAGAAAGGAAGCCACAAAGUGUAAAGAAGCUGGAAGCUUUGGUAAGGUAGCAGGAAAAAGCAAGCGACUGGUUGAGGGAGGAAAGAAACAUCUGGAUGGUCUCCAUAGCGACUGUCAGCAGGUUACCCUCCCUCCGAAGAUGGCCUCCAACUUCAACGACAUUGUCAAGCAGGGCUACGUGCGCAUGCGCAGCCGCAAGCUGGGGGUCACAGCUGAAGGGGAACCUGAACUGGUCUCACCUCACAUGUCCUCUGACACACUCUGAGGACACUCUGCAGGCUGUGAUCUAUCGGCGUUGCUGGCUGGUUUUUAAGAAGUCAUCUAGUAAAGGACCUCGUCGUCUGGAGAAAUACCCUGAUGAGAAGUCUGCCUACAUCAGAGCCUGUCCUAAGGUGACAGAGAUUAGCAACGUCAAGAAUGUCACACGGUUGCCUCGGGAUACCAAGCGACAAGCUGUGGCCAUUGUGUUCACAGAUGACACUUCACGCACCUUCACCUGUGAAUCAGAACUGGAGGCAGAAGACUGGUUCAAGACACUGUCCAUUGAGUGUCUGGGCAUGCGGCUCAAUGACAUCAGUAUGGGAGAGCCUGACUUGCUGGCUGCUGGGGUGCAGUGUGAACACACAGAGCGUUUCAAUGUGUUCCUCCUCCCCUGUCCCAACCUGGACAUCUACGGGGAGUGCAUGAUGCAGAUCACCCACGAGAACAUUUACCUGUGGGACAUUCACAACCCUCGCACCAAGCUUGUCACCUGGCCACUCUGCUCCCUGCGGCGCUACGGACGUGAUGCCACCCGCUUCACUUUCGAAGCUGGACGGAUGUGUGACAGCGGUGAAGGCCUCUACACCUUCCAGACCAGAGAGGGAGAGCAGAUCUACCAGAGAGUUCACUCCUCUACGCUCGCAAUUGCUGAGCAGCACAAGAAGGUCCUGCUGGAGAUGGAGAAAAACAGCAGGUUAAUGUCUAAGGGUUCAGAGCUUGGCUCCUACCCAUGCACCCCCACCGCCAUCCUGCCCCGAUCCGCCUACUGGCACCACAUCACUGGAAACCAGACUGGCAUGGAUCCUGGCACUGGUGACACUCUAGAAGACGACCUGAUGUCUACUUGCGUGCCUCCCGACCGCCAUGCUACGUUGCCCCUAGCAAACACACAUGCAAAGUCUGAACCAAAAACACAAACACAUUCCCCGACACACUACCCCACCUACCCUGGACAGUGACACCCACACAUAAAUACAAACCCACACAAAGAACAUGGCGUGGAUUCUGAAAAGGCAUACACAUUGCCACAUGCAUGCAUGCACACACAAUUCACACACACUGAAAGAAACACACACUCUCCCUUCUUGUAUUUGUUUUAUAGCCCAACGUUACACCUCAUAGGACAUGUUGCUGGCGGGACUAACACUGGCCAAAAGACAAUUUGGAAUGCAGAAUGCAGGAAGAGACAACAGAAUUCUGCAAAAGACUGCAAGGAGAUUGGGCUUCCCUACAUGACUGCAGCUCCCACAGUUCCACGGUAGACGGGAUAUUUUAUGUUUUUCCACACGCAGGCAGAUUGGCAUAUAUUGCCCACUGAUUAAAAAAAGGACUGAAAGCUCUUAGUAUGCUUUAAACCACCUAGGCUAUAGUGCAUGUUGUCCAACUACAUCUAAAGGCUGAAGUGUUUAUACAUGUUCUGAAUGGCCACUCUCGGAAGGCGGUGAAAAACCUUGAUGAGCAGUUUGUUGGGAAUUUUUUUACCGAAGUUAUACUACAGGUUUGUACUGAAAUAAAAAAAUUAAAUAAAUUAAUUAAUACAGCAGUCUGGCAGCAUGAGAAACAACUGAUAGCACACGUUAUACAACGCAGUAUUCGCUUUCAUUAGCUAAUGCUUGUCCGUUACUAUGACACCUGCCCAGUUCUCCAAUGGUUCUCUUCACGCCAAAGCUCAAUUUCUCAUAUUCAUAAGCAUACAAAUAUGUUUUUUCAGCCUCAUUAGUGUCAAAACUAACACUGGGAUCCCUAUUUGUAAUUGUUAAAACUGGACUAGCUUGGCAGCUCUCUUUUAUGUGACAUCAUGUAUAAUUUCUUGGGAAGAUAUGAAAACAGAUGUCACUGUAGUGUAUGUUUAAAUACAUCAUUUUUACAACUGGUAACAUUUAUCAUAAAAGUCAACACAUUUUUAAUAAUUACCUAAUAAUUUCACUAGCAGGUUUCAUGGAGAGAACUAUAUAAUUUGGUCCUCAUUAAAGGGAAAAUAGGAAUUUCCUUGAAAGUACUCCAUGUAAAUUUUUCUCAGUUUUCAUGUGAGAAACCUAGUGUAACACCAUGAAGGCCUUUAAGGAGAGACUGUCUGAAAGUGUGCGUCAUUACCCUUGUUUGCAUGAUUCAUCAUGUAAAGACUACAAAGAUAUGGCAGGCUUUUCACCCCACCUUUGAAUGUGGCCAUUCAGACAGGUAUAAACAUUUUUGCAAUAUGCUGGAUGACACAUCAUAGAAACUAGUUUGUUUAAAACAUAUUAAGGCCUUUACAAUCUUGUUGCUUUGCUAUCUGGCUAUAUCUGGUAGUUUUUUAGGGCGGAAUCUAUGAAAUGCCAAAUGUUGGUCAAAUUUCCAACAUUUUUUUUAGAUUGGUGUAUAUAGUAGGACUAGCAUCGCUAAAUCUGAUUGUCUGGCUUGAGUUUCUCACCCCAAGAGUUCACAAGUUCUACAUGGCUGCCAGGGAAUUAACGUCAAUAAGGCCCGGUGUGUUAGAUUAAACACUGUGUUGACCAGGGCUACAUGGUCCCUUAAUUGCAUCAAAUGGACUCUGCUACCAUUGGAAAUACACUAACACCUGGAAUUUCCAAGUGGAAAAUUACCAUUGUACCAGUGCCAGCUGACACAGUUGUAUGAAGAUCACUUGAUAAUUUCACUGUAUGUCCACACUGUAUGUAUAUCCGGAUCGAUGCCUUUGAUUUUGCUUAUAACUGAUGUGACUUUGCAGUUACUAGAUCAGUUUGCUGUGCUGAGGUUCUGAACCACUCUAAACUGUGAAAUUAAACUGUGAUUGGAUUUAUUUUAAUGGAUUGGCCCCUGUACUGAACUUGAUCUUCACCCAUAAAGCUUCAGACUUUCUCUAGGAUGUAUCCUAUUACAACUCCUAAUAGCCACAUGCUUCUGUUGAGCUAUAUUUGCACAACCCUGUUAUUUUUCUUAGAUUAUUCAAGGGUUAGAAGUGGAAGAGGGGCUUAAAGAGUUGAAAGCCCAUACUGAUGAUACCUUAGGACUGAACCUCCUUAUAACUGAUAUUCAGUGUCUUUAUAUUUGACCUCUUGAGUGCCAGAUAUUAAUUCCCCCCUAACAGUUUAUUUCUUGCUAGAAUGACAAACCCCUAAAUAAUGAAAUGAGUAAUUCUCCAUUGAGACACAGGUGAGCAAUAGGAAAACAUGUUCAAAUAUUGUUGUGUAAAAACUCUCCCCAAGGUGGAAAUAAAACAGGGGCAUCUCUUCCUCUCACAGAAUUAGGGUUCAUUUCUUCCCCAAUGUCACACCUGAGCAGCACUUGAACUAGAGAGGCGUACAGGGGCACUCAAGGAGCCUCAAAUUGCCUGUAUGAUAUGUGACAUCAGGUAACAAAUGAGGCAUGGACGUGUCCCAUUGGGCUGAAGACACAUCAUGGUUAAAUAAAGGAUUUUUUUUCCCCAAAGGUAACACCAGAGCAGCACUUGAACAUAUAACCAAGGGGCAACUGGACCAUUCAACUAACCUUUGAUGUGACUACAGAAAAAAAUUGAACCAUGGAAAAGAAAUACCUUUGUUAUAACCCUGUUGUCAUUGGCAGAGAGGUAGUUUCACAGUCUCACAUGCAUUGGGGUCCAAAAGUCUGAGACCACUUUCCCAUUCACUUGAAUGUCUUUUUGUUGUUUCCACUCAGUUGAACUACUCUGGGGGGUCGGGACACCACCUGGAUAAGGGAAGAGAAAAUGAAGAUGCAGUAAAAUUAUUACCAUAACCUAUCAGCUACCUGAACUUAACCUUUGCGGUGCUGGCAGACCAUCACAUUUUGGGAUGAGUUGGGUCAGUUUUGUUGCUUAAAGUUUGGGGCUUGGGUCUGUUAUUUUCGAUUGAAAAUUAUUCAGAUAUUUCACUUUCUCUCUCUGACUGUUCCAAUUGUCUGGAUGUGUUUUACGAAGAUAGACAUUGCCUAACCAAUGCGUUAAAAUGGUGAACGAAAUAAGGCAAAAAUUGAGCUUUUGGUCUUUGGUUGAGUUAGGGUCCCAAAUUUCAUAGUACUUGUUGGGUUCAGUCUGAAUGACAUGGGUGAGGGCUAGGUUCUGGGUUCUGUCUCAGUUUUAGGCCAAAUCAUAACUCUAUGUCAGUUGUCCACAAAGUUUUCCUGUUGAAUGAGGUAUUGUUAGCAACAAUUCAGGUGGUUUCACUUUUGGUUUUACCUCAAAGCAAUGUGAUUUAGAUAACCAGGUUGCUCGUUAACAACCUGUCUAGAUCAUCUAAACAGAUUUUUUUUGCUUUGUUGCUGAGUUCCGUCAUUCCAUUAAUUAUUUUAGUGAGUACGAAGUACAAAAAUAAGAUCCAAAUUGUAAGAAACCAGAAUUAUCCAUCAAUAACACCUUCAUUCACAAUGUGGUUUUGCAUUAUUUGCAUCUUUGAAGGUCAAAGUCUUACCAUAAAAAAAGUGUUGAUGAACUCUGUUAUUGUCGAAGUGUAUAAUAUUCAGGGGAGGGCACUGAACCAGAUCUAUGUCUGACCCUUACAUGGGUGAAACUCUAAUACAAACUGUAUCUGCCUAAAUUUUCUUGUGGCACUCCAGCAUGAAUGAUUUUUAGGGCAAUUAUUUCCAGUCUUAUCAUCGUAACUUUAAAUUUCCUUCUCACGUGCCCUGCUUCCCACCACCGGCCAGUGGGAUCACUGAAAGCUCUCUGAACAUUGAAGGAAGCUGUCAUGGGAGUAAGACCAAAAAGAAGAUUCUCUUGUCUGUAAUCAAGACAGCUUCACUUUGCUACAUACUGCCAUUGCCUUCUGUUACGCUUUGUCUGACAAAGAACUUUAUUAUUCAUUUUACUGAGACUUCAGGGGUCCCGGUUGGUGGGAGGGGGAUGAUUUGUGUGCCAGGAAGGACAGGCUAUCAGAACAAGAAAGGUUGGAUCAUGUUUAUCGCUAUGGGCUCAUGAGAUAUCAUCCCUUGGUUGCUGCCUUUUGAUUAUGUCAUAAGUGUUCAAGACUGUUGAUCUGACUGUGGAGAUAUUAUCACAGCAAUGUGAUCUCUAGGAACACACUGACCACAUUUGCAUUGUACACCUCGUAUCUGCUAUGUAUCUAGGUCUGAUAUAUCUUGAUUAAUGCCGGAAUCCUUGUGCAACUUACAUGUCAUGGUUUAUGGUUUUUUACAUAAUUUUGACAUGACAGGGCUAAGCAUUUUGUUGGUCGUUUACAUGAUGUAAGUUAUGUAUUGUGUGUACGUGUGUUUUUGUGUACUUGCAUACUAUAUAGCUUGAGUUUGCUGCCCUUUGAGGGAAUCUUGUAGAUAUUGCUAUUUAUUUCAUAUGAAAUGUGCGUGUGAGAGAGUGUGUUAGAGAGAUAAAGAGUGUGACAUGAGCAAUUAUUGGAACAUGGUCAUUUAAAAUGCAGACACUCACCUUGUUUUUGUACUUUGUAAUGUCGAACAAGCAGAUGGUAGCCAUCCACACUGUGUCAGCGUGGCUCUUUACACAUAAAUCCUGUCUUCUGCACUGUCACUUCUCACCGUUAAUCUUUUUGGCCUUAGAUUAAUCACAGUCAUAUCCUCUCUGUUCAUGCCUGUGCCAUGCUGAUGUUUUCUUUCUUGGUUUUCGAAAGCAACUGUAGCAGGAGGAAUCUUUCAGAGGAGUGUUUCAUAAAUAAUACUCAGAAAAGCAAGGCUUUUUGUGAAAAGCCUGUCUUGAAUGGGGGGCAACAAACUGAGCCAGGAUUAGGCUUAUUCAUUAAACCAACACAGAAAUAAUGAGAUCAGACUGUCAAAUUUGGUUUAAGAACAGCGAGUGCAUCAGAUCAACCUAAGAUCGUAUUACUUUGAACUAUCAAAUGGGGCCCAAAACAAGAUCAUUUGUAGUUUUUAAGAACAAAGGUUGAGUUGAAUUAUACUAUUUUACUUGGUUUGUACGACUGACAUAAUAAUAUUCAUAUGCUGGAAGUAGCACUGAAAAAAUACCUUCAGACUGAUGGUCUGUCUCUAUAGUAAUUUUAAUAUAAGCAUUUUUGGGUGUGAUUUUUUAAAAAUUUACUCUACAUGUAAGAAAAUGGUGAAAAUGGUUCUUUCACUAAGGCCAUAGCACUGGGUUAAUUUUUACUGAUUUAAUUUAAUUACUCAAAUAGCCUAACCAAGACUAGAGUAGAUGACUAAGAACACAGAGGUGCAUGGAGCUGUGUCAGUAUGCUAUCAGGCACAAAAAGACAAUGUUAACAUGGUGAUGUUUAGCAGUUUGUUUGUUAACGUGUUAGCAGGCCAACACAUGCUAAUUACCAAUAAACACAAUGUGCAGCUGAGGCUGAUGAGGAAUGUCAUUCGAGGUAUUGAAUUUUGAUUAUUUGAAGCAUUGGACAAAUUCAAAUAUUGAUCUUAUGAUGGCACUACCAGACAGAGACUACCAAAGUUAUAAUACAGUAAUAUAAACAUGGAUGUCUCUAACAAAUUUGAAUGGAAUCCCUCCCAUAGUUGUAAAGACAUUUAACUCUGAACCACUAAUUUCAACCUCCUGGAGGCACUACAGAAGCUCACUAAAGUUAGUAUGAUACAUCAUCUAGGAACUAUGAAUGUCUGAACCAGAAUUUGUACCAGUUCAUCGAGUACAUUUUAGGCCAUUUCACUGAAUAAAUGAAAAUGUUACCUGCUGGUUGCACUACAGAAACAGUCAGUAGGAUUCAUCAUCUGGGGACCAUUUUAUGGCAAUCUAUCAAGUAGUUGUCUAGAUGUUUAAAAACUGGUGGACCAACCAAACCUACUUUAGAGACAGAAUUUCCUGAAAAUGAACUUGAUUCACUGAGCCACUGGUCAUGGUGCUUCAUGAAACACCCUUCUGGUCAUAUAAGUGACACAACACAGUGCUAAGUGGAGGAGAUGGUUGAUGGAGACAGGAUAGAGACUGACAGCGCUGAUAGUUUUCCCCCAGCUUGGUUUGAAAGCACCUGACGGUUGUGUUGUGUUUUUAUGAUUGUAGUGUUAUCGCAAUGACAGUGUCAGCUCUCACCAAUGGCUAUGACCUCCCCUUAGCUUUGUAACUGAUGACAAAAUGUUGUUUUAACCAAUACACUGUCUACAUCAAGUGCAUGUUUUGGAGAAAAAUAAAUUCUUUCUUACUUACUUAAUUAUGUCACUCUCCAUUGUGAUGUCAAUCUGUUAAAUGUGACUUUGUUAAUGUUUUGUUUUGUUAUGUUUAUUGAAAAUGGAUGUCAAAUGUAAACUAUUGGACAUUAAGUUGGAAGAUGAAGUCUAGGCUGAUGUGAUGUUUCAGCUGAAUCAACCAUUAAAUGUUUUGGGGCUGGCAUUAAAUCAUGUUCAUGUAAAAGCUGGUAAGUUUACAGUAUUCUACUGUCUGAAUGUGGUCCACUAAAUGAAUGAAGAAAUUAAUGAAAGAUAUAUAUUUACAUAAAUAGUAUACACACAUACAGUAGUAUAUACAUAUGCAAAGACUGUAUGUGUACAGUGCUGUAUUACAACAAGUAUUACAACUGUGGCAAAUCUUCAUUGUGUCAUCUCUACUCCUCCAGCAUGUUGGA
Molecule: messenger RNA, 8452 nt
Organism: Xiphias gladius (swordfish)
Lineage: Eukaryota; Metazoa; Chordata; Actinopteri; Istiophoriformes; Xiphiidae
Gene: dok4
Product: docking protein 4
Exons: 11
Coding region: 815-1939 (374 amino acids)
Biological process (GO): cell surface receptor protein tyrosine kinase signaling pathway; positive regulation of MAPK cascade
Cellular component (GO): cytoplasm
Source: RefSeq, a predicted model, not a curated record